Messenger RNA from Seriola aureovittata, 7820 nucleotides. It is a transcript of the gene ccdc141, whose product is annotated as coiled-coil domain containing 141. The transcript is spliced from 26 exons. The record is from RefSeq and is a predicted model, not a curated record. The coding region runs from base 296 to 7189 and encodes 2297 amino acids. NCBI's taxonomy places the organism in Eukaryota, Metazoa, Chordata, Actinopteri, Carangiformes, Carangidae.
GUCAGAGCAGCAGCAGCAGGAGGGAGACGUGGCUCAGGAGAUUCAGUGUUUAAAGAAGAGGAAACUCCAGCAGCUGAUAUACAGCUGGAGGACAGAUCCACACCAACACACACUGUCCACCAAUGUUGGAUCACACGAUGAAAACAAAGGGAUAUAAAGAAGAAUAAGGCAGGAAACUGAAGGAAGAGUGGCUGAAUAAAGAAAACAGAACUGGAGCUUUGAGAAAACUUCACUGUAGAAACACAGACAUUUUUCAUUUCCCAGCUUCCAACAGGAUCUUAGUUCAGUCUCCUUCAUGACGACUGGAGAGACUGAGGAGACAUGUGGAGGACAAGAGAAGGCAGGAGGGAUGAUGGGAGGACGAGGAGGAGGAGGAGGGAACGCGACGCUUGCUCCGUCUUUCACCACCCUCAGCACUAUCGCCAUCCAGGCCGGACAAUCACAGAUUGUUGUCUCUGUCCUCAGGAGUGGGUUGCUGGUCCACCUCCAGCUGGUCCAGUUCCAUCCGGGUCUCUGUGAGAUCGGAUUGAACCAGGAGGAAAACCAGAGACUGAUCCAGGAGCAGCAGCAGCUGCUGGAGAAACUCAAGCAUCAUGAGAGCGAGGUGCUGGCGGUGGUGGAAAAUGGCCGACAGACAGAGCAGAGGAGGAAGAGGAGGGAAGAACGGAUGACGGAACAGAAGUGGAAGAAGAAAAAGGAGGAAGAAGAGGAAGUGUACAAGGCCAUGGGGGUGUCUCUGAGCGAGGGAUGGUCGCUGCUCCUCCGCCUGCUCCAGAGACGACAGGAAGUCCUGAUGUUGGCAUCAGACUUUUACCGCCGAGCUCUGGAGUUUGCGGUCAGUAUCGACAGGGUUGAGGAUCUCCAGAUCAGACCAGACGACAGACUGACUGAAGUUCAGCUCAGAUACGACUCCAUGAGGAGAGAUCUUCUGGGGAAAUCUCUGCAGGUUUUAAGCAGCAGCAACGUUCUGCUGCAGAACCUCAGACAGCUGCAGAGAACCGAGGCCCUCCAGAAGAGAGGGGGAGUACUGCAGGAUGAGGAGGGGGAGGAGGGGGAGAGUUCCCAGUGCAGCAGGGGGGCGGCGCUGAGGCUGGAGGAGCUGGUGGAGACGCUGCAGGAUCGCAGGAGGAGGGCGGACCAGGCCGUCAGGCUGCAGCUCCAACAGGCGGAGAAUGACAUCAUGGUCCACCAGCAAGAACCAGAGUCCAGACUCGGCUCUGAAGACUGGACUCUCACAGUUUACAAACUCCUGGCCCAAGACCUUCAGUCUGGAUCCAGAUCAGAUCUUGGUCCUGAGUCCAAGUCAGAUCUGAAGUCAGGAUCCAAUUUAGAUGUGAAGCUCAGACUGAGUUCACAGAAAACCAGAGACCUUCAGCCUGGAUCCAGAGAAGAUGUAAGGCCUGGAUCUGGAUCAGAGACCAGAAACUUAGAGUUAGGAGUAAGAUCAGAUCUAAAGCCUGAAUCCGGAUCGGAUCUGAAGCCUGGAAUCAAAUCAGAUGUGAAGCUUGGAUCUAGAUCACAUCGAACCAGAGAUGUGGACCCUGAAUUUAGGUCAGAAGAGACCAGAAACUCCAGAUCACAAUCCAGACCAGAUCUGAAGCUGGACUUCUUACUGGAGGGAAACAGAGACCUGCAGUCUGGAUUCAAAUCAGACGUUCCAUCUGGAUCCAGGUCAGAUCUGCUGCCUGGAUCUAGACCAGAGGAGACCAGUGACAUCCAGCCAGCAUCCAAACCGGAUGUAAAGUCUGAAUCCAGAUCAGAUCUGAAGCCUAGAUCUAGAUCAGUGGAAAUCAGAGACCUGCGGUCUGGAUUUAGAUUAAACUUGAAGGUGGGAUCCACAUCAGACCUGAAGUCAGAUUCCAAAUCAGAGGAGACCAGAGAUCUCCAGCCAGCAUCCAAACCAGAUGUAAAGCCUGAAUCUAAAUCUGAUCUGAAGCCUAGAUCUAGAUCGGAGGAAAACAAAGACCUGCAGCCAGAAUCCAGAUCAGAGAAGACUGUGGAGCUCCAGUUAGGAUCCAGAUCAGAUAUAAAGCGUGAACUCAGGUCAGAUCUGAAACCUAGAUCCAACUCAGAAAAGACCAGAAACCUGCAGCCUGGAUCUAGGGCAGACCUGGAGUCAGAUUCCACAUCAGAGGAGACCAGAUCCACAUUAGAUCUGAAGACUGGAUCCAGAUCAGAGGAGACCAGAAACCCAGGAGCCAAGAGUCAAAGUCCAGAAGACCACGCCCACCAAUCACUUCUGACCAAUCAGAAGCAAGAGCUGCUGUCGUCAUGUGAACACCUCAUGGACAAGGUGUGGAGCUGGGUGCAGCAGGGCAGCAGUGUGUUGUCUAACAGCUCUGAAGCAGGACGUCAGCUCCAUGAAGCCGAGGACACUCUGAACACACACCUGCAGCUGCAAACACAAGCUGAGUCUGCAGGUCACGAUGCACAGAACCUGAAGCAGAUCCUGGAUCAGAUCCAGGCUCAGACCAGCAGAACCGGUCCCCAGCGUCCCAGUGAGCCCAGCAGACAGCUGUCCCCCCUGAAGGCCCUGACAGAGCAGCUGAAGAGAGGCAGCUCGGGAAGAGACCAGACCAGAGCCGGCGCUGCUCGGCCCGGUCCACCUGCCGCUGGGUCACCGAGUCCUGAACUGGCAGGUCGAGUGGAUCUGGUCCUGAAGGAGCUGGAGAGUCUGAACAGGAAGAUCGACUCAAACCUGCAGCUGCUGAAACCCUACGUCACAUUCCUCCACACAGCACAGCAGGUGGAGGAAGAGAUGGAGGAACUAAGGGAGAUCUACAGGAGGAGACCAGAGGAGGAGGAGGAGAGGGAAGCUGGUCGUAGUAACAUAAGGACUACCAGCAGCUCCAGGUCACCACUAAAGAAGAAGCAGGUCCAGACAUGCUGGGAGGAAACGCUGCAGAGACUCGUCACUGCUCAGGAACUGGGAAACAACUACAUCCAUACUGUUACCUUGGUGUCAGGGGCGGGGUUAGACCUGCAGUCUGUGGUCUCGGUGGUCCAGCGGAUCAUGGAGAAACUCAACAGAACCAAACAGGAAGUGAACAAGCUGCGGGGUCUGCAUGAUGACCAGGUGCAGCAGCAUCAGCAGCUGGAGUCCUGCAGGAUGUUCAGACACCGACUGCUGAAGACCCUGCAGGACUUGAAGUCUGUUUCCGAGCUGCUGGACUCCUGUUCUCUGUUGGAUCUGGGUUCAGACCUGCAGACCUCCAAGCUGCUGGAGCACUUCAGCCAGGCCAGACCACAUUUCAUGCAACUGGACGCUGAGGUGGAUCACAUGAUGAAGAGCUGGGAGACUCUGAGAGGAGUCCAGGACCGACUGGAGGUGAAGGGAGGAGCAGUGACGGAGGAGGACCUGUCAGAGCUGCUGAACCUCCAGAAGAGAGUGAAGGACAAGAUCCAGCAGAGCGAGUCCAUCCUGGACGUGACCAGCAGCUUCCACCUCACAGUGAGACGGCUGGAGGCACUGCUGCACUCAGACCCUGCAGACCCUUCAACUGGUCCAACUGGUUCUGGUGGUUCUGCUGAGACCCAGUUGAACCGGCACAAAGAGGAGCAGCAGCAGAUCCAGAAUCUGUUUAAAACUGCCUCAGCACUGAAGACAGACAUCUGCACCGCCGUCACCCACAGUGGCUGGUCUGGUUUCAGGCUGCAGCAGCUCGACCAUCGUCUUCUCACUCUGGACUCUCUCUGUGUCUCGUGGCUGAAGGAAGCAGCUCGACGUGAGGAGAGACUCCGCAGAGAGCAGCUGACCCGCCUGCUCAACGAUGACAUCAACCAGCUUCGUGACUCCUUUAAGGAGCUGAAGAAGCGGUUCAACAACCUGAAGUUUAACUACCUGAAGAGAAACGACAGGACCAGGAACACGAAGGCCGUCAGGAACCAGCUGCAGCAGAUGAAGCUGUACGAGGAGAAGCUGCAGGUACUCAGGAAACGCCUGCAGGGAGUGACGGCCCGGCUGGGGUCAGAGGUCAAGGACGGGGGCGUGAUCCGGGAGGUGGAGGACGCCAUCAACGAGCUGCAGAGACAGAUGGGAGAGUUUGAGCGAAGCCUCUGCGAACACCAAAAAACACUGGACAUGACCAGCAGACUGCAGCAAGCCAUGGAGGAGUAUCAGUUCUGGUGUGAGGAGGCGAGUGCGACCAUCGCUCGCGUGGGGAAGUUUUCCUCGGAGUGUCGCAGCACUGAAGCCGUCUCCGUCCUCCACCGCCAGUUUGAGAAGUUUGUGUGGCCAACGGUUCCUCAGCAGGAGGAGAGGAUCAGUCAGAUCACUGAGCUGGCUGUCAGACUGCACGGAUCGGAGGAGGGGCGGCGGUACAUAGAGAAGACGGUCAGUAAACACUCAGAGAUGGUGGAGUCCAUCAGAGAGCUGAGUGACGGACUGAUGGAGCUGGAGGCCAAACUGAAGCUGGAGAGUCUCAAACAGCAGCCGAACGACAGAGAGAAAGAGAUGAAGGAAGAGGGAGAGAUGGAGCGGAGGAGAGAGAGUCAGACCGAAGAGAAGGAUGAAGAGAAAGAAAACAAGUUGAAGGAAAACAGAAAGAGGAAAAAGAAGGAGCAGACAGAUAACCGCAGCACACAGGAGGCCGCUGACAUGUAUGAGCUGAAAGAGACAGGCCACACCCCCGAACUGACCGAUGGGAAGGAGGUUCCCAUGAAGAGGCAGACUGCAGCCAAUAGAAAGCCUCCGUUACAGAAGAACCGCAGUCAGGAGGCUGACAGACAGACGGUCAUCUCAGAGAGCAGACAGCAGAGGUCCUCCUCCUCCUACUGCUCCACCCACACCUUCAGCCUCUCAUGCUCCCCAGUGGAGCCCAACCGACGGGUCCACACCAUCCAUAGCCAAUUACAGUCUGUCGACACUGAGCCCCUCACCACGCCCCCUCCUUCUGUGAUUGGCCCAUCAUUCUCUGAUGUCCAGAGAGAUUUUCAGAGUAAGGAGAUGCAAGAAACGGGGCAGCAGGAUGCAGGAGGCCUGUCGGAGGCGGAGCUCCAACAACAAGACGUGAUGACAGAGGACUCGUUGUCCAAUGAUGAAUAUGAGUGUGUGUCACCUGAUGACAUUUCCCUCCCGCCGCUGGCAGAGACACCAGAGUCCAGCAUGCUCCAAUCGGACAUGGAGGAGGGCUUUUGUUUCAGUUCCCACAGCCUUCAUGUCAGCCAGUACAGCCGACAGUCACACGUCCAGUCAGAGCACAGUGGGACUGGUACUGCUACUGGUGCAGUCCAACAACAGAGGGAGUCCAGUCAGACAGAGGGUGAUCCAUCUCCUCCCACCGGUCGUCACAGCAGCACCAGGUUCAGAUCAGAGUCCACUUUGUUUGUCCAGAGUCCGUUGGCAGCUCCAGCGCCGAGCCGCCUCACCAGCACUCUGUGCACUAUCCUGAGGACUGAAGAAACCAGCACAGCUAACUUCUCCCAGACUGUUGACAUCCCUAAACCAAGUUUUGUCUCUGGAUCUAACCCAGUCCGCAACAGCAACACUACAGACAGUUGUUACAUGGAAAAUGAAGUCCCUGACAGGAAGACCCCCUCAAAAACCGAGCCCUUAAAUGAUCACAACACUCAGUACAACCAGCCUCAGAGGAGAACAGGUACCCAGGGUAAGAGCUCUCCAAAUCUCACAUCCAAAAGUGAGACCUUGCCAAAGACUGAUCCCAUUACCCAGCCACCCUUUAAUGGUCCAGACCCUGAUCUCCCCAGGGACAAGACCCCUCAAGAAAAAACGAGGAUCUUCAAAUGCGGGACUACUCUUCCUCAAACCAGAAAUAUCAUUGGUCAAGACAAGAAUUUUACACAGUCCUUCCCUCACUCAGAAACUGGCCUCAAUCCAGACACAAAUUCUUCCCAAAUCAGAGAGGAAACAUCCCUAGUGUCCAAACCUCAAAGGGACAGUUUGACCAACACCAGUACAGUUACCCAGCAGCCCAUUUACAUCCAGUCCUCCACUUCAGACACUUGUUGCGCUUUGCCACAGUCCUGCAGCAGCCUCAGUUCACCCUACGAAAGCCCCUUAUCCCAGAGUAAGACCAUGCCAUCGAUCAAUCCGGUCCCCCAGGCCAGAGGGUUUACUCAGAGCCAUGGUUUCACAGAUUCUGCUCUCCACAAAGAUAGCAACCUUCCACAAGACAUUUACCCAGAUUCGAGGAGUGGCCUUGAUCUGGAUGUACCAUCCCCGCAAACCAGCAAGGAAUCAUCUUCAUUGAACAUGCCCCAAAACAGCAACCUUACCACAACCACUUCUGUCAGCCAGCAGUCUGUUUACUGCCAGUCCUCCCCUUCAGACAGUCGUUGCAAUGUGUCACAGGCUAGAAACACUUUCAGGUCAAAACAAGAAAGCCCCUUCACUCAGGCUAGUGGUGAUGUACCCAAUCUUCCGGAACCAAACAGCGUUGACAACAUCAGUAUGUCCAGCAGUUCCAUCACCAGCAGUAAUAGAUUCAGCAGCAAGCAGAGCCAUCAGACAGUCUACUCCCUCCAUGAGUCCUUGACCUCCACCUGUACCAAGCAGUGUGUGCAUGACCCUGGCAUGACCCCCAGCAGCUCCGCCAAGCCCGCUGCUCCUCCUCCGUCUGAAGCACAGACCCAAGCUUUGGCUCAGCAGGCUAACCCGCAUGUCACACCCCCUUCCUCUCUACCUCAUCUACUAACUUCAGACCAAGACCCAGACAUUUGUCAGCCCAUGGCCAUCCGUGAGGAGAUCAGACUUACCCCUCAGAUCCAAGGGCCUCCCCUUCCUGUUCCUCCUCUUCCCCAGGCCCAGGCAGAGUCUCUUCCCCAGGGAAAAGCCUCUAAACUUGGUCCUCCCUGCUUCACCAGGCCCCUGUCUAGAGCUACCGUCAUGGGGGGCUCUCCAGUGAUGCUAGAGGUGGAGUUGACGGGACACCCAGAGCACACACUCACCUGGUUUAAAGAUGGAGACAUGUCAGCCACCAAUCCGGGCCCGGCAGCGGUCAGGGAGGACAGGAAACACUUCCUGUUUAACACAAAGACGCCCAGCUCAGACGGCGGGAUAAACCAGGCGCGUGUUGCGAACCAUCACGACUCGCAGCAGACGGCUAGUAACAGCAGCAGCAGUGAUAAGUGCCUGGUGGCCGAAGUGUUUGACAUCAUCAGUACGGACUGGCAGACCUGGUUUGGUACCCUGUGUGUUCUCCUGUGGCUGCUCUACCUGAUUCUACUCUAAUAACUCUUUCCCACCACAGGAACUGAAUGACCUUUGACCUGGAGCUCCACAACCUGGACUUUUAAGAACCUUGUGGUUCAGCUGUGUGUUUUGUGUUUUCCAAAAUAACUCCAUGAAUAGGUUAUUCUUCAUCCAAAGUGCCGCAAAGAGAAAAAAAGCAAAUCUCUCAAGGUCCAAAUUUUGACUUUCUAAAUUUUGAUAAUUUUUUAAGAAAAGCCAAAAUUAUGACUCUGUAAAGUCAGAAAAAAAAUGAGAUAAGAAAUAAAAACUUAGAUGUAGAGAAUCAAUAUUAGUGUAAUUUUGAUUCUCUAAAUCUAAAUUCUUUUUUGACUCGUCUAAAAUUUUGACUUGCUGGGUAAGUACUAAAUAAUUAAAUAACUAAUAUUAUCAGAUAUUAAGUGAGUCAAAGUUUUAACUUUUUCGUUUUCUGUUGUUGGUAGAAAUAAGCUUCCAUAUUACUCAGAAGAAGAAGUUAUUAUCUCCUCAGAUAUGGAUCUUGUGUUGUUACAGAGAGGUUUGGGUCAUUUAUCUUUUAUCACAUUAAUGCUGUCUACACACUGUAUAUGAAUACAGAAGAUGAGUCAUAACAAUAACACUGAUAGUAGAAGAUGUUAAUAAAGAUAUAAAAUGA